UAUUAAUGAGAAUUUCACAAGUAAUCAUGUUUUCAAUGCAACGAAGACUCCUUGGGUAGAUUCAACAAUCAACACAAGUCCUGAAGAUGGAUUCACAAUGAAUGGUAGACCACACUUCGUUGUUAGGAAAAAUGAAACUGAUUGAUGAGUUCAUGAUAAGUGCUGAUAGCUAUGGAACAGAGAACAAUAGUAUCGAAACUGAAAACAAUGGUCUAACAGAAAAUGAUAGUUUCACAGAACCGACUAUCUUGGACCACAGUUGGACAAACAAUAAUGUGUCAAACAGCAGUCUAGCCGAUUUAGGAAUUAUAAAACCAGAACUGCUUAAGUCUCAAAUGGUCAUCCACAUGACCAUCGAAUGCAUCAUCAUGGUUGCAAUCUGUGGUGGGAAUAUUGUUGUCCUCAUUAGUAUAGGGGUAUACAAGAGUUUGCAUACUGUGAACAACAUGUUCCUGGUGAGUCUUGCGAUGGGGGAUCUGCUCAUGGGUGUGCUGGGCUCCCCAAUGUCUAUCAUAACCCUAUAUGUCACUCCUCUUCUCUAUGGGACUCAUAUACAGGACAAGUAUCUCUGUGCCACCAGGCUCUUCAGUAUGGUUAGCUCAGUAGGGAUAUCCGUUUACAGCAUGGUUGGCAUCGCAAUUGACCGUUACACUGCCGUUGUGCGUCCAUUGAGGUACCGUGAAUUGGUGACACGCUCCAAGGUUUUCUCCUACAUUCUAUUCGUUUGGGUUUACGUCAUUGUAGGCUCAGCCUUUAUCUUCUACAAAGAUGUCAUAUUUUUCGAAUCUGGAGAAAUCUGCCGUUCUAAUCUUGUGAUGGACCAAGAUUACUCGACGUUUCUGAAGGUUAACCUCUUGGUGGCAUUUAUAAUCAGUACCGUGGCUCACUUUACAGUUGCGGUGGUGGCUACAAAGCAUAAGGCACGCAUCACAACUGAGCUAGCUCAAUUUAACAACAACCUUGCUGUUGCAUAUCGCAAAGAAAGUAAAAUUACCACGACCAUGACUGUAAUCGUUGGAGUUUUCAUGUUGUGUUGGCUGCCAUGGACUAUCUCCUCAAUGAUAAAUUGGCAGGAAGAACCACAAUGGUUUACAUCUCUUCGCUAUUAUAUGGUGGAACUUCACGUUGCAAACAGUGCUCUUAAUCCCUUGAUUUAUGCAUACAGGCUGAAGCCAAUGAGAAAAGCCAUGGGACGCAUUAUCAGGUUUGAUUACAAAGGUACAAUAAGUGAGAGCUAGAUUGUAUAAAUCAUAAUGAAAAAAAAUGUGGGAAUCAUCUCUGAAUGAAUGACAAAAUGAUAAAUCACAGUUCUAAAUGAAAAAAAGUAACCUCAAUUCUUAAAAUCAUUAUUACGUUAUUACAAGUAUUUACAAUAUUUUGACUCUGCAAAAUAGACCAAAACAAAUAGUAGAUAAAUUUUUCAAGUCUUGACCCACCAAACAGCCGUCAUAGAGCAAAUGUGACUGAGGCUUAAUUCACACAUAUCUAGGCAUCACAUUCUGGCCAAUAAGAACAUGGUAUAGAGAUUCUAUAUUUCACAAUGGAUGAAUGGUUAAUGAGGGAAAACUGUAAUGAGAGGAAAAACAUUGAACAAAAACUAAAUACUGGUAGUAUCAUAUAAUGAAAGGUUGACCACUCAAUAAGUUUCUGGUUGAAUUUUAUUCUUUUUAAUGAUGUGUGAAAAUAAUUUAUGCAUGGAUUCAAUAAAGUGUGGGUGAUAUGCACUUAUUUCUUGUAUGCUAGCUUUUGAACUCCUUCUCCAAUUCUCAUUUAAAGUCUUAUAAAAGAACCCAAAACAAAAUAAAGUCUUAUAAAAGAACCCAAAACAAAAAAAAUAUCUCAAAUCAAUUGAGUCAUGUGCUAAAAUCCUUUAAUAGAGAAUAAUUAAUACACAAUUUGAUUGGCGAGUAUAUAGGGCCUGUG
Owenia fusiformis is the source of this 1923-nucleotide messenger RNA. The record is from the annotation of a GenBank genome assembly. NCBI's taxonomy places the organism in Eukaryota, Metazoa, Annelida, Polychaeta, Sabellida, Oweniidae.